AUGAGGGUCCAGACAAUCUCGCGGGUCGAGAAAGACUUCACGCAAGAAGUCCAGUCCGACAAGCUCAAGGUCUUCCGCAACUACGACCCAGCGCUUCACCCGUUCGAGCGUCCGCGUGAGUACACGCGUGCUCUCAAUGCCGUGAAAUUGGAGCGAAUGUUUGCCAAGCCAUUUAUUGGAGCUCUGGAUGGCCACUGCGAUGGUGUCACGGCUUUAGCGACCAGUCCGUCGAGUCUAGUACCGCUCGUGAGUGGCGCGGCAGAUGGCGAAGUGCGUGUGUGGGAUCUGCCUCGACGGAAAUGCGUGUGGAACGUGUACGGCCAUCGCGGCUUUGUGCGUGGCCUAGCAGUGACGCCAGAUGGCAGCACGUUUUACUCGUGCAGUGAAGACAAGACCGUGAAGCAAUGGGCGUUGCGCGUAAAGAGCGAGGACGGGGACGUCCCGACUGCAUUGGCCACGUUUACGUCCAAGGAACCCUUCCUCGGCAUUGACCACCACUGGUCGCAGAAGAUGUUUGCCACAUGCGGCUCCAAGGUGCAAGUUUGGGACCCUUUGCGUUCCACGCCCACGCACGAGUUCGCGUGGGGUGCGGACUCGAUCAACUCGGUGCAUUUCAAUCCAGCAGAAGCGUCACUACUAGCGUCGACCGGAUCGGAUCGCAAUAUCACAUUGUACGACAUUCGCGUAGCGUCGUCCAUGCGUAAAAUCGUCAUGGAGAUGCGCUCGAACGCGCUCGCGUGGAAUCCCAUGGAGCCCAUGAACUUUACAGUUGCCAACGAGAAUCACAACCUGUACACUUUCGACAUGCGCAAGAUGAACCGUGCAAUGAUGGUACACAAGGAUCACGUCUCGGCAGUAAUGGACGUGGCGUAUUCACCGACAGGUCGAGAAUUCGUGGCAGGAUCAUAUGACCGGACCAUUCGGAUCUUCAACGUGCGUUCGACGAAAAGCCGGGAGGUUUACCAUACCCAGCGGAUGCAGCGAAUCUUCUCGGUCAAGUUCAGCGCGGAUUCCAAUUUCGUCUUGUCUGGAAGUGACGAUACGAACAUCCGCGUCUGGAAGGCCGAGGCUUCCAAGAAGCUCUCAAAGGUAAAUCCACGCGAGCGCCGCAAGAUCGAGUACAACGAGUCACUGAAAGAUCGCUACCAGCAUCUCCGGGAGAUUAGCCGUAUCGCCAAACAUCGCCACGUCCCGAAGGCGAUCAAAAAAGCUGCACACGCUAAGCGCGAGGCCAGUUCGCGCGACCAGAAGAAGAUGGCGAACCGCCGCGCCCAUGCGAAAGAAGGGGCCGUGCCCCACACGAACAUUCGAGAGAAGGUCGUUGUGAAGGAGAUGGAGUAG
Molecule: messenger RNA, 1341 nt
Organism: Peronospora matthiolae
Lineage: Eukaryota; Oomycota; Peronosporomycetes; Peronosporales; Peronosporaceae
Source: the annotation of a GenBank genome assembly